Molecule: messenger RNA, 807 nt
Organism: Aspergillus oryzae RIB40
Lineage: Eukaryota; Fungi; Ascomycota; Eurotiomycetes; Eurotiales; Aspergillaceae
Product: cation diffusion facilitator family transporter
Exons: 2
Coding region: 1-807 (268 amino acids)
Biological process (GO): monoatomic cation transport; transmembrane transport
Cellular component (GO): membrane
Molecular function (GO): monoatomic cation transmembrane transporter activity
Source: RefSeq, a predicted model, not a curated record
AUGACAAACUCCCUUUCCGUUCUUGCUAGCUUGGUGGACGGCGCAUUGGACUUUCUGAGCACUGCUAUUGUCUGGGUGACAACAACCCUCAUUCAAAAAGACGACCGCUAUCAAUACCCCAUCAGCAGACGUCGAUUGGAACCCCUAAGCGUGUUGGUCUUCGCUGUGGUGAUGAUGACCUCCUUUGUCCAGGUGGCCAUCACAUCCUUCACUCGGCUGAUCUCCAACGAUACAACCCUAGUCAAUCUAACGAUACCUUCGAUUGCGGUGAUGGCCAGCACCGUAGUCGUGAAACUCGCCUGCUGGUUCUGGUGUCGAUUAAUCAAGAACUCGAGCGUCCAAGCCCUGGCACAAGAUGCCGAAACAGAUGUGGUGUUCAACUUGUUCAGUAUUCUCUUCCCUCUGAUCGGCUCUUUCUUCAAACUAUGGUGGGUCGACUCCCUUGGCGGUCUCCUCCUCUCAGUCUACAUUAUAUGGAACUGGAGCGGAACCGCAGGCGAGCAUAUUCGCCAUCUCACAGGAGCGGCCGCAUCUCCCAUCGACCAGAGCGUUCUACUCUACAUGACCAUGCGGUUCUCCAAAGCCAUCCUCAAGAUCCAGAACCUGAGGGCCUAUUAUGCCGGAGACCUCUUGAACGUCGAAGUAGACAUCAUCCUGGAAGGGAAGACCCGGCUGCGCGACGCCCAUGACAUCGGCGAGAGUCUACAGUACAUGAUCGAGAGUGUCCCCACGGUCGACCGUGCCUUCGUACACAUGGAUUAUGAUCCGUGGAACAUCCCCACCCAUUUGAACCAGCAGGCUCAUUAG